This is a messenger RNA of Xiphias gladius (swordfish), 3029 nucleotides long. RefSeq names its product glutaminyl-tRNA synthetase 1 (gene qars1). The record is from RefSeq and is a predicted model, not a curated record. The transcript is spliced from 23 exons. Gene Ontology annotation, biological process: translation; glutaminyl-tRNA aminoacylation. The coding region runs from base 93 to 2423 and encodes 776 amino acids. NCBI's taxonomy places the organism in Eukaryota, Metazoa, Chordata, Actinopteri, Istiophoriformes, Xiphiidae. Gene Ontology annotation, cellular component: aminoacyl-tRNA synthetase multienzyme complex; cytosol; cytoplasm. Gene Ontology annotation, molecular function: glutamine-tRNA ligase activity; ATP binding.
GUUGCCUCUCGUUCCCUCUCCGAGAAGAAAAGUCGUGCACGGCGGUGGCGUGUCUGCUAGGCUCCGGACUAGCUAGUGAAUAGGGUGGAAAGAUGGCGGAUACGUUGACACUUUUCACUUCCAUAGGGCUCAGUGAGCAGAAAGCGAAAGAAACGCUGAAGAAUGAAUCGCUGAGUUCUGUUCUGAAGGACGCAGUUACUCAGGCCCACCGUGUCCAUGGGGCAUCAGGAGUGGACAAAGCUAUGGGUACUCUGCUGUACAGUAUGGCAUCUCGCCUUAAAGACACAAAACGUCUGGCUUUCCUUGCAGACAGUAUAGCUCAGCGCAAAAUCUGCACAGAGCUACAGCUCGCAGCUGCACUGGACUUUGUAAAGAGUCACCCUCAGGACCCCAUCAACCAGAAGGAGUUUGAAGACGCAUGUGGAGUUGGUGUGCUCAUAACACCGGAGCAGAUUGAAGACGCAGUGGAGUCUGUGAUCAAGAGGCACAAAGAACAGCUGUUAAAGGAGAGGUACCACUUCAACAUGGGGGUACUAAUGGGAGAGGCACGCUCCGCCCUAAAAUGGGCUGAUGGGAAGGUCGUCAAAAAUGAGGUGGACAUGCAGGUUCUACACCUUUUAGGACCCAAGACAGAGGCUGACCUGGAGAAGAAGCCUAAGCCCCAGAAAGCAAAAGUCGCAGAGAAUGAGGUGAAGCUGAAGAAAGAGGAGGUGGCAGUGAAUGGUGAGGUGAUCACUGGAGAGGGAAAGACACUAAUGGAACAGCUCCGAGGAGAGGCACUCAAGUUCCAUAAAACAGGAGAGAACUAUAAAACUGAGGGCUAUGUGAUCACACCGAACACAAUGUCCUUGCUUAAAAAGCACCAGGAGAUCACUGGUGGACAGAUACGUACCCGUUUUCCUCCUGAGCCCAACGGUAUCCUUCACAUCGGACAUGCCAAAGCCAUUAACUUCAAUUUUGGUUAUGCAAAGGCAAACAAUGGAAUUUGUUUCCUGAGGUAUGAUGACACAAAUCCCGAGAAGGAGGAGGAAAAAUACUUCACUGCCAUCAAGGACAUGGUGGAGUGGCUUGGCUACAAACCUUAUGAUGUCACGCACGCAUCGGACAACUUUCAGCGGCUCUACGACCUUGCUGUGGAUCUUAUUCGCAGGGGUCAUGCGUAUGUGUGUCACCAGAAGGGGGAGGAACUAAAGGGCCAUAACACUCUUCCGUCACCGUGGAGGGACCGCCCCAUUGAAGAGUCCCUGGUGUUGUUUGAGAGGAUGAAGAAGGGCAUGUUUGCAGAGGGAGAAGCAACACUCAGGAUGAAGAUGGUCAUGGAGGACGGGAAGAUGGACCCUGUGGCGUACAGAAUCAAAUACACGCCACAUCAUCGAACAGGGGAUGAAUGGUGCAUCUACCCCACUUAUGACUACACCCACUGUCUGUGUGACUCUAUUGAAAAUAUCACACACUCACUGUGUACCAAAGAGUUUCAGGCCAGGCGUUCAUCAUAUUACUGGCUGUGUAAUGCCCUGGAUGUGUACUGUCCUGUUCAGUGGGAAUAUGGACGCUUGAACCUCACCUAUACUGUUGUGUCCAAGAGAAAAAUCAUCAAACUGGUGGAGACUGGUGUAGUCAGAGACUGGGACGAUCCCCGUCUCUUCACUUUGACUGCACUGAGAAGAAGAGGUUUCCCACCAGAGGCAAUUAACAACUUUUGUGCACGGGUCGGAGUCACAGUUUCCCAGACAACAACAGAGCCGCACCUACUGGAGUCGUGUGUGAGGGAUGUGCUUAAUGACACAGCGCCCAGAGCCAUGGCUGUGCUGGAACCACUCAGAGUCACCAUAACUAACCUUCCCGACAAGUCACGGUCAGAUGUACGAGUACCAGACUUUCCUGCCAACGAGGCCAAGGGCAGCCACACGGUUCCAUUUACUCGCACGAUCUUCAUUGAACAGAGCGACUUCAGAGAGGUGAUGGAGAAGGGCUACAAGCGUCUGACCCCAGAACAGCCUGUAGGCCUGAGGCAUGCUGGGUAUGUCAUCUCUGUUCAGAAGGUCAUUAAGGACGUUCAGGGUAAAGUGGUGGAACUGGAGGUGAGCUGCUGCAGUUCUGAGACUGCAGAGAAACCGAAAGCCUUCAUCCACUGGGUCAGCCAGCCGCUGGUGUGUGAAGUGCAUCUCUAUGAAAGACUAUUCCUGCACAAACAUCCAGAGGAUCCAUCUGAAGUGCCCAACGGCUUCCUGAGUGACAUCAACCCCAAUUCCCUGCAGGUGAUCAGCAGUGCCUUAGUGGAUACCUCAGUCAAGGGAGCAAAAGUUUUUGACAAGUUCCAGUUUGAGAGAGUUGGCUACUUCUCCCUGGACCCCGACAGCACCGCAGACAAGCUCGUCUUCAACAGAACAGUCACCCUCAAAGAAGACCCUGGGAAGAUGUGAUUGACUGAGAUCAAGCUGCACAUCCUGCUUCCCAUGAGCCUCCAGUUACAUGCCUAAAUUGUCUGCAUCACUUAAUGUGUAAUAUCAGCGAGGGCGCAGGCUGCUUAGGCUGAGAUUGACUCAAGUCAGAUACUGUAAUAAUUAAUGUUCAUAUUUCUGAUCUGCAGUUCUCGUGCAUGGAUCGGUCUCACUGAAACGGGUUUUUGGCUGGGAUUUCUUCAUCAAAAUUAAUAUAGUAACACUUUGAUCAAUCUCAAGCUGAGCCAGUCAGUGUCGGAGUCUUCUUGAAUUUUUUUUUUUUUUUUUUUGGAUCUGCUGCAAUAAUAUUCACUUAUGUUUCCUCUUCUUUGUUGAGUGUAUGCAACCUGGAUUACUGUUCAACAAUGACCUCAUGUAUGUAUGUUUCAUAUUGGCUCUAAGCUGGUGUUACACAGAGGAGAUGCUCUCAAAUGCCAUAAAUGACUUUCUUACAAAAGUGGUGGGCCAGUGCAAAACCACCAAGACUCAGAGGGGUGCACAUGUGUCCUUUUUGACAGGAGACAAGAAUAAAUAAUACUUAAACUACAGUGUUUGUGUUAAUAACCUGAAGCAGGAUAAACUCAUGAA